GCAUUGCUUGCCUAUCAAUUGUCGAAUAUUAAGUUAGAGGUGUUGAGAGCGGUGCGAGUUGCAUGAGUUAUGGCCAAUGGCUUGCCCUAAGCGACGCCUCCGGUCCGGCAAUACGACGGUUGCCUGGAAUAGCCCCAAAACAGCUACCGUCUGACACCCUUGAGAACGCAUAAAGGCUGACAAGGACCCGUCCACUGGCCAUCGUGGUGCUGCUCAUUGGAGUUUUAUUUUCGAAGUCAACGCCACGCUCCGAACACACUCGGCCAUGGGUAAAGCGCAGCCAACGCCUGCUCCCUAUCGCGACGAUCCGGAUGCCGUCUCGCUGCACACGACUCCUGAGGACUAUGAAUACGAUGAUGCGCCUGAAGCAGGCCUACCCCCAUCAUAUGCGGACAGCCAAGGCUCGAGCUCUAACACCGACACUGCGCCUGUGGUGCACCACAUCACUCCUCCCACGGCACGAACCGACCACUCAAAAUGGUGGUCGCUCAAGAAUGGGAAGCCGCAAGUGCCAGAGACGCAGACACACAGCAAUCCGAGGCUCGACACCGAUCCUGUCGUUCUCGAGGAGACAGUGCGCAGACUGGCCUUAGAGCCUCCGUACCCAUUUGUCUAUCUCAUGGGAACACACAGGGAGACGGUUAAGCGUGGCGACAAGACGGAGACUAAAAAUGUCACCGACUUCAGGAUCGUGAUAGACCUCCAGCACCACAUCAGAAGAGCGGAUAUGACUUUGAGCACGGUCGAAAAUGGCGAGAAAACGCAUCGGGGGGGCAUAACAAAGUGUCGCGCACCUGGACAUAAGCAGGACGUCGAAGUUGGCACCCCGAAACCGGAACUUAGAGAGUGGUGCCACCGUUACUGUGCCUCGCCCAGGAUGCUGAGGAUUUUCCGUCUGCGCCGUGUUGUGACUGGCUUUGAUGAAGAAUACCUCAAGCAGCGUCUCGAAGGUCUGAUCCGCGGUACCAACUACCGUGGGCACAUCAGUGUGACCUUUCCAGUGGAAAAUAAGAACGUCGAUCUAUACACAUCAAACCGUAUCAAUCAGUGGCGCGUAACGACGUGGAUCCGCUGGGUGUUUUACCUGACUUUCCUUUGGAUCUUCUCUUGGCCUACGCUCUUCUUCGCUACCAAGCGCUACGCAGUUGUCAAGGCAGAAUGGCCGUGGUCAACGACCGACAGCCAAGGUAUCAAGCAAUACUCUUCAAUCAGCGAGGAGCAGUGGUUCGAGAAAUGGCAUGUGGGCAUCAGACGCCUUGUACUCGAUCGCUACCAGUGUGAGGCGAGCGAGGAAAUCUUACGUGGCGUUAUCGCGCGACCCGAAGACCCACCUCUCCGCACCGGCCAUGAAGGGGUGGAUUCGACCAUCAAUCUGCUUACGCAAGGCUUUCAAGUCGCUCGUGCUCUCUCGAAUGGGGGCAACCUGGGACGCGGGAUCCAAGGAGGCUGGGGUUAUGAUACAUAAAGGGCUAUCGAGUCGAGCACCCAUUCCUAUUGCAGAUUUGUUAGGUAUUUCAUUGCUCCCAUAAGAGAAUGUUGGAACGGGACUAGCGAUCCCCAACGCAGUCACCAUUGCGGAACGUUGAUAGUGAAAUGUCUUGCGAUGUGAAAUGGUAUCGCCUGUCCAGUGCUUGCUAUCCGCACCCUUUCCCGUUCCUGGCAACUUUCUUUUGGUUCGAAUGGGGGUUGUCCUGUCAUGUCUUGAGAAAUGUUCGGUUCCACAAAAGUGGCAAUGCAUUCGCUGGACGAGCUGCUGAUCAAUACCAGACAAAUCGUACUCACUACGGUGACCCCACAAAAGUCCACCCCUGCUGCCUGCAGAUUCUAUAGGUUGACGUCUGAGUAAGCACGAACAAACUGAAAGAGUAUGAUAUGUCCGAGGAGUGCUACAUCAUGUCGGUAAUGGCGAGAAAAUCUUAUCGUUACUUUUCAUCGCGC
Messenger RNA from Paraphaeosphaeria sporulosa, 1938 nucleotides. RefSeq lists its product as uncharacterized. The record is from RefSeq and is a predicted model, not a curated record. Bases 266 to 1465 code for a protein of 399 amino acids. NCBI's taxonomy places the organism in Eukaryota, Fungi, Ascomycota, Dothideomycetes, Pleosporales, Didymosphaeriaceae. The transcript is spliced from 2 exons.